Molecule: messenger RNA, 3622 nt
Organism: Capsicum annuum
Lineage: Eukaryota; Viridiplantae; Streptophyta; Magnoliopsida; Solanales; Solanaceae
Product: putative pentatricopeptide repeat-containing protein At1g12700, mitochondrial
Exons: 4
Coding region: 148-1881 (577 amino acids)
Molecular function (GO): protein binding
Source: RefSeq, a predicted model, not a curated record
AUAGUAUUGUAUCUUUUCUUAAUUGUAUUAUUUUUAAAUUGAAAGAAGUAAAAUAUUUUUGAGGUUUUGCCUUUUAGUGUUCUCACUUUCCCCCGUGAUUAUUAGCCGGAGAAGAAGUUGUAUGCAAAAAUUAGGGCACGCCGAAAGAUGACCAGAAUUUCUGUGAACAAAUGUAAUGCUAUUAUUCCCUUUCUCUCUUUCCAUUCUUCUUCUUCUUCUUCAAGAUCCUUUUCUGCGAAGGCACACAUCAAUUUUGACAAGGAGGUCAGCUGUUUAGAUGAUGCUGUUAGUCUCUUUCAUCGAAUGGUCAGAAUGAAGCCUCUUCCUUCUGUGAUAGAUUUCUCUAAAUUAUUCAAGACUAUGAUAAAUAUGAAGCAUUAUUCUGCUGUUGUUUCUCUUUUUCGUGAAAUGCGGAUAUUGGGAAUCCCAAUUAGUGAUUCUAUCUUGAAUAUUGUGACUAACAGUUAUUGUUUGAGGCAUCGUAUUGAUUGUGCAUUUUCCAUAUUACCCAUUUACUUGAAGACUGGCAUUCCAUUUAAUGUCGUCACUUUUAACACCCUAUUAGGGGGAUUAUUUGCUGAAAAUAAAGUCACAGAUGCAGUUGUCUUGUUCAAAAAAUUGGUGAGAGAGAAGAUUUGUGAGCCGAAUGAAGUCAUGUAUGGAACCGUCAUGAAUGGACUCAGCAAAAGAGGACAUACUGAGAAGACCUUAAGUUUGCUCCGGAUAAUGGAACAAGGGAAUACUAAGCCCGGCGUAUGUACCUAUAGCAUUGUUAUCGAUGCCCUCUGCAAAGAUAUAAACUUAGAUGCUGCUAUCAACCUUCUGAACGAGAUGAAGCAGAAAAACAUUCCUCCAAACAUAUUCACAUAUAAUUCAUUAAUUGAUGGUUUGUGUAAGCUUGGUCAGUGGGAAAAGGUUAAGACUUUGUUAUCUGAGAUGGUGAAUCUUAAUAUUAAUCCAAAUGUGCAUACCUUCAGCAUACUAAUAGAUGGACUAUGCAAAGAAGGAAAAGUUGAAGAUGCCGAUGAAGUAAUGAGACACAUGAUAGAAAAAGGUGUAGAACCUGAUAUAAUCACCUACAGUGCGAUAAUGGAUGGAUAUUGUUUGCGUGGUCAAGUGGAUAGAGCAAGGAGAGUUUUUAAUGUCUUGAGAGAUAAGGGCAUUAAGCCUAAUAUUUUUAGCUAUAGCAUACUAAUAAAUGGAUACUGUAAGAAAAAGAAUCUUGCCAAGGCCAUGCAAUUGUUUGGUGAAAUUUCUCAAAAGGGAUUAAAACCUGAUACUGUUGCCUACAGUACUAUCUUGCACGGUCUGAUUGAAGUUGGAAGAAUUGGUGAUGCAAAAAAGAUCUUUGAUGAGAUGCUACGCGUGGGGCCCACACCUGACAUAUGCAUUCAUUCCACUUUGCUCUUUGGUUAUUUUAAGUAUGGCCUUGUUGAAGAAGCUAUGUUACUCUUUAGUAAGUUGGAAAGAAACAGAGAAGAUACCAAUAUUUCAUUUUACACUGUUGUCAUUAAUGGAUUGUGCAAAAAUGAUAAAGUCCGCGAAGCUCAUGCUAUUUUUGAGAAGCUUCCUUCCAUUGGAUUGAUUCCGGACGUGAGAACAUACAAUGUAAUGAUAACUGGAUUUUGUCGUGAAGGGUUGUUUGAUGAAGUCAAAGGUAUUCUAAGAAAAAUGGAAGACAAUGGUUGUCCUGCAAACAAUAUAACAUACAACGUUAUUAUGCAAGGAUUUCUUAGGAGCAACAAAAUUAGUGAAAUAGUAUCUUUCAUGAAGGAAAUGGCGGGAAGGGGCUUCUCAUUUGAUGCAACUACAACUGGAGUUUUAAUAAACGUCUUAAAGGAGAAUCCUUCCAUCGUUGACAUGAUACCAGAUCACUCAUAAAUAAGAAUCUCAUACAUAUGCUUAUUGCUCUUGGAUCAUUUGAACCCGUAGCAGGCGUAGCUAGUACUCUCCCUCCACACGUGUUCUCUCGUAGAUAUGUGAAGCAUUCAACCUUGGUCUUUGUCUCUGGUCAUUUAUGAUGUUGCCUUCUACUUUGGGAGAAUACCUUGUAACCUGAUUUAAUUGGAGAACUGCCGGAUUUGUGUUCCUUCCAUUUGGACCUGUCUGGUUCUGCUUGCAGCCGCUGACAUCCUUCAAUCACUUGCAAAAAUUGGCUCAUUCGUCGCAAAGGUUGCUGACUCAAUGUGGUGGAAGUUUCUGAAAGACAGCAAGCUUAUGGGGAAUAUGGAAGGCCUUAAAAAGGACUGGCCAUGGAGAACAAUUUUGGAAACAAUUGCACCCCCAAGAGCCAGCUGUCUCACUUGGAUUCCUACUCCAAAGCUUGUUGAGUGCAGCAGAUGCUUUCUGUGUGCAAGCGCCAAUGAAUUAGUGAAUCAUCUACUGCUUCACUAGACAGAUCUGAACAAUGUUUCGUGCUAUUUUUGGUGUCGAUCAUGCCAGGAUACAUUGAACUUGGUACUAAGCAGCUGGUAUGAGCAGGCCUCAUCAAGGUACAACAAGCACUAUUGGCCUAUGGAGAAGAUCAUCCAAAUCAAUGAAGUUGGAAACUUCAUGAUAGAAGAGGUCAUAAUCCAUAUACGAUGUUGCCUAGUACUUCGGCAGAACAGCUUGUAGCCUUAUUUAAUUGGAAAAUGCGGAAUUUGUGCUCCUCCCUUUCGAUCUUGUCCAUGGACAGUUCUAUAUACAACUGUGGGGGUGCGCAAGGAACCCGGAAGUCUCAGUAGAAACUCAGAGUAUAUGGUAUAUAUGUAUACUUAAGGGAAUAUAAGCAUGAUGCCCACCAAAACAAGUGGGAGCAUGGUGCCAAUGGUGGAGAAUCAAGUUCUAUGCUCUAAGGUCGGGGGAUCGAACCUCAUCUUUAACUUUUUCUGGAAACUGUUUUAAAGUAAGCUGAUGCGAGACUGAUUUAUAUUCAUCUAUGUAAUAUUGAUUUCAGUUGCCCAAAAUCCUACAUACUUAUCGUUCAAAGUGGUGUGGCACCCGGAACUUCCAAACCUUGUAUCCGCCUCUGGUCUUGUCUGGUUCUGCUUGCAGCCCUUGACAUCCUUCAACCACUUGCAAAAUUUGGCUCAUUUCCUCCCAUUUCACCGUCAUUAACCACUUUCUUCUCAAUGUAUGUUCUAACCGUGUGGGAGACUCACACACUUGUGUUGUUUCAAGCUGAAAAUCCUGGGAAAUUGCUCAUUCAGUGGUCUGUUCCAUAUCCAUCCUUCUUGCCCAACUAUGACCAUCGCCCAGUUUAAUGUGAAUGUGCUCCAUAGGAUUUGUUAGGAACCUUAUGAUCCAGAAGUUUCUCCAAAGACACUUCAUAAGGAGGGUGAUGGAACUUGCUGCUUAUUUGAAUGCUUGGUUUGUGCAUCUAACUAUACGUAAUCUUAUUUUAGUCAAAUUUCAGAACUUGCCUGCUUUAUCAGUGAAUGGUGUCCUUUUGAGAAAGACGGCACAACUUGAGGCAAUAUACUGACGAUAGAUGUAGUUUAGGUUGAUUUUUGUGAGCUUAUUUCAUUUUAAAUUCAUAUAUUUGUACAACUUACUGGUUAUGCCUAACUAUGUGUUUUGACAUCAGUAUAUGUACUGUUGAGAGUAAAUUCUCUUGUGAAAAAAAUUGCUAAAACAUUUU